AAUGGUCGUCACUAUCUCUCCCAACUUGAGAUUGUACAAUAUGGUGGUCUUACCAGCAGCAUCGAGACCAACCAUAAGGAUUCGCAUCUUUUUCUUCGCAAACAGGCGGCUGAAAAGCUUGGUGAAGGACAAACCCAUCUUCUCUGUCUGAUAAAACAGAAACAAAAUUUAAAGCCUAGCUUACCAAGAAAAAAUAGAAAUAAAGUAAGAUGGAACUUGACUCACGGCGACCCGUCUCUCCUCGAUAUGCUCAUUUCCUGCAAAUUCGCUCUUAAUCGGACAUGGGUUUUUCUGGGCGUUCACCGUGCGAACCCAAUACACCGUAUCCACACUUCCGUAUUCUUCACCGAACUUUAUGAUGAUGCCGGCGAGGAAGAAGACAAUAAGGCGGAACGCAUAUUUCGAGAGAUCAAUUUUCCCUUUUCCGAUGAUUGCAGCCCCAGCAGCUCUGGGAUAGUCGGCUCUUGCAACGGCCUUCUGUGCUUAGCCUAUUCGUCCUAUCCCCGACCAAAAAUCUACCUUUACAAUCCCUUUACGACGACCUUCAAAUUGCUGCCAAAGAAUCAUCUGAUCAGUAAUGUGGAUUGUCGAGAUGAAUCCUACAAAUCCGUGUUUGGGUUCGGAUACAAUUCUUCCGCCCGGGACUAUACUGUGGUGAGUGUGGAUUAUAUGAAAAUUUCUGAACAGGAGGAGAAAACGGAUGCUUAUGUGUAUACUUUCAAGAGUAACACAUGGAAAUGGGCCAUGAAUGAGCCGGUUCAUAGGAUUGGGACAAGAUUCCCGGGAGGGGUUUUGGCGGGCGGGAGGCUGCACUGGUUUAGGGACGAUAAGUUGGGCAUUGUUUCGUUUGACUUGGCGGACAAAUUUUUCCGGAAGGUCGAGAUGGAUUUGGCCAUGAUGGUUAAAAACUCGGAUCCGCUGUCUAUGUGGAAUAGGCUCCAAAUUGCAGUUUUAGGAGGAUACCUGUCGCUUGUGGUGGACAAUCACUUGCAGAUUGUGAUUUGGGGUAUGAGAGAGUAUGGGGUGAAGGAGUCCUGGGAGAGGAUGUAUACUCUCGGACAGUCGUUUUUCGAGGAGUAUUCUUUUGUUGGUGGCUCGAAUUCUAUUCGUGUGUUGGGUCUCAGGAAAAAUGGGGAUAUUCUUCUGGCAAUCCAACUUGUCGGGUCGGUUAGCUAUAAUCCACGCGAUAGAGCGGUCAGCUGCUGUGAACAAUUUGUCGACGUUGUGAAUCACUUUUGUACCUUGGUGCCGAUAAUUCUGAUAGCUCAAGUGAAAACAGGGGAUCUUGUUUGCACCAAAAUGGAUAUCUUGAAUGUCGAAUGA
Striga asiatica is the source of this 1323-nucleotide messenger RNA. NCBI's taxonomy places the organism in Eukaryota, Viridiplantae, Streptophyta, Magnoliopsida, Lamiales, Orobanchaceae. The record is from the annotation of a GenBank genome assembly.